Arvicola amphibius (Eurasian water vole) is the source of this 426-nucleotide messenger RNA. RefSeq names its product small cysteine and glycine repeat-containing protein 7-like. Lineage: Eukaryota; Metazoa; Chordata; Mammalia; Rodentia; Cricetidae. The coding region runs from base 1 to 426 and encodes 141 amino acids. The transcript has a single exon. The record is from RefSeq and is a predicted model, not a curated record.
AUGCAGGGUGCUGCAGGGGCUAUGCAGGGUGCUGCAGGGGCUAUGCAGGGUGCUGCAGGGGCUAUGCAAGGUGCUGCAGGGGCUAUGCAGGGUGCUGCAGGGGCUAUGCAGGGUGCUGCAGGGGCUAUGCAGGGUGCUGCAGGGGCUAUCCAGGGUGCUGCAGGGGCUAUGCAGGGUGCUGCAGGGGCUAUGCAGGGGGGCUAUGCAGGGUGCUGCAGGGGCUAUGCAGGGUGCUGCAGGGGCUAUGCAGGGUGCUGCAGGGGCUAUGCAGGGUGCUGCAGGGGCUAUGCAGGGUGCUGCAGGGGCUAUGCAGGGUGCUGCAGGGGUUGGCCUAUCUCCUCUCUCACCCACUUCCCAGCACUGGGGUUACAGAUAUGUGCCACCAUCACCAGCUUUCCCAUGGGUGCUGAGAUCAGGCUUAUGUAG